This is a messenger RNA of Anolis sagrei ordinatus, 1864 nucleotides long. NCBI's taxonomy places the organism in Eukaryota, Metazoa, Chordata, Lepidosauria, Squamata, Anolidae. The record is from RefSeq and is a predicted model, not a curated record.
GGGAAAGGAAAGGGUUGCUUUUGGGCAAAUCCAGAAACAAGGGAAUUCUCCUCCUCGAGUCCCAGCUCCUCCUCCUCCUCCUGUCUCAGUUUAUAUAUUCCAGGAAAAAGAAGGGACACAAAUCAUCAUCACCAUCACCAUCAUCAUCAUCUCCUUGGCUUCCCUUUGCUCAAUUUCCCGAUCCAGUGAUGUCUGGCUCCAAAGGCCUGGUGGUUCUCGCCUACAGCGGCGGAUUGGACACUUCCUGCAUUUUAGUCUGGCUCCAGGAACAAGGCUACGAUGUCAUCGCUUACCUGGCCAACAUCGGACAAAAUGAAGAUUUUGAAAAGGCGAGAGAGAAGGCGCUUGCCCUGGGAGCCAAAAAGGUCUACGUGGAAGACCUCCGGGGGCAGUUUGUGGAGGAGUUCAUCUGGCCGUGGGUCCAGGCCAAUGCUGCCUACGAGGAACGGUACCUGCUGGGGACCGCCUUGGCCCGGCCCUGCAUUGCUCGCCGGCAGGUAGCCCUCGCCCAGAAGGAGCGGGCGCACUAUGUCUCCCACGGGGCCACCGGCAAGGGCAAUGACCAGAUCCGGUUUGAACUGGCCUACUAUGCCUUGUGCCCCGAGAUCCAGGUCAUCGCGCCGUGGCGGGUGCCCGAGUUCUACAGCCGCUUCCGAGGCCGAGGCGACCUCAUGGCGUUUGCCAAGGAACAUGGGAUCCCGGUUCCGGCGACUCCUUCCCAGCCUUGGAGCACGGAUGAAAACCUCAUGCACGUCAGCUACGAGGCGGGGAUUUUGGAGAACCCAAAGAACGAGGCUCCGUCCGGUCUCUACACGAAAACCACGGACCCCUCCUUGAGCCCGGAUACUCCGGAUAUAUUGGAAAUUGAAUUUAAGAAAGGUGUCCCAGUCCGGGUCAAAGAUGCGAAUGCCGGCACCGUUUGCCAUUCCCCGCUUGAGCUUUUCGUGUUUCUGAAUGGGAUUGCUGGCAAGCAUGGCGUUGGGCGCAUCGACAUUGUGGAGAACCGGUUUAUUGGGAUGAAGUCCAGAGGGAUCUACGAGACGCCGGGCGGGACCCUCCUGCACCAAGCCCACCUCGACCUCGAGGCCCUCGCCUUGGACCGGGAAGUGCGCAAGGUCAAGCAAGGCCUGGCCAGGAAGUUCGCCCACAUGGUCUACAAUGGGUUCUGGUUCAGCCCUGAGUGCGAAUUUGUCCGGUGCUGCCUGGCGCAGUCCCAGGAAAUGGUGGAAGGGAGGGUCCGCGUGAGCGUCUUCAAGGGCCAGGCCUCCAUCCUGGGAAGGGACUCUGCCGUUUCCUUGUACAACCAGGAGCUGGUCAGCAUGGAUGUCCAAGGGGAUUACCAGCCGUCGGAUGCCACUGGGUUCAUCAACAUCAACGCCUUGAGAUUGAAGGAAUACCAUCGUCUCCAAAGCAAGAUCAACGUGGCACAGAAUUGAUACCAUCCUCGUGCGUCUUUAGACACUGCCCCCUCAUUUUAAUUUUAUAUUAAUUGCAUAAUAAUAAUUUUAAUAUUAAUUAAUUUAUUAAUGCAAAAAAAAAAUCCAGAAAUGGCUGGGAGAGAGAUGCAUUCCUUUGCAUUGGCAUGAAUGAUAGAUUUCUAAAUGCCUUACUUUUUAAUCCAUCGGGCCUUUGAUGUCCUUCUUCGUCAUGCCGUUGUUCCCGGCCGAACGAGCGCCUUUGUAGUUUGCGCCGGGGUUUAAGUGCCUCCGAAGGACACGCUGUUUAUUCCUCCCUUUCUCUCUUUUUUGUUGUCUCGAGGAAGAAUUGGGUUGGAUGGGACCCAAACCUCGGAAAUGGGGCGAAAUAAUGAGAAAUAGCAAACAAUUCCACCCUUUUAGUGAUCCCCAUUAAAAGCAUACCACGA